CGAUGGAGUAGAGCAAUGGCAAUGAAUAACUUCCACGGGCCCUACAUAUUCCUUUUUCAGUUUUUUGCUUUUCCGACCAGAUCUUCAUAGCUCCCUUGCAGCUUCAAAUCGUACGGUCGAACAGUCGAAGUGUUCCCUGCAGCCCCGCAUCACCGUCCAUCUUUUUUAUCACAUCAUACGAACAAGCGCCCCUGCACGACGCACCAUACUGGUGACUAACACGGUACCUGAAACCCGCGCAGAAACCGAAAAAACCCGAAUACACAAAAUCUUCAGCACAGAAAGAAGCGAGAGGUCAUUUCUAUUCAUUCAUCGUCAUCAUCAACACCAACAGCAAUGUUUUCUAGAUUCUUUCAGAAACCUCCACCACAGCAAUCUCCUCCUCAUGCGCAGCAGGAAGCGGGGAAAGGAAUUUCUAAAUCAGCGGAUUUCGAUCCGCGAGUUGUUCUUCACUUCGGAGUUCCAUCUACGGCGUCUAUCCUUGCAUUUGAUCGCGUCCAGCGUCUGUUGGCUGUGGGAACACUUGAUGGCAGGAUAAAGGUGUUUGGAGGAGACAAUAUUGAAGGAAUUCUUUACUCGUCUAAGCAUACAGCCUUCAAGAAUUUAGAGUUCUUGGAUAAUCAAGGUUUUCUUGCUAGUGUCUCAAGUCGUAAUGAGAUUCAGAUUUGGGAUUUGGAAAGCAGGCAAAUUGCUUCUGCUUUGCAGUGGGAGUCCACUAUAACUGCUUUCUCUGUUAUUUAUGGCACCAGUUACAUGUAUAUUGGGAGUGAGCAUGGGAUGGUAUACGUGUUGAAGUUUGACGCUGAAGGCAGAAAAAUUGAUAUAUUGCCUUAUUAUGUUCCUACAAAUGUUAUAUCUGAUGCAGUUGGAAUAUCACUUGAUCAAAUUUCAGUGAUCAGGGUUCUUCAUCCGCCUUAUUCCAAUGGAAACAGACUAUUGAUGGCAUAUGAGAAUGGCUUGAUAGUACUCUGGGAUUCUUCUGAAGAUAAAAUUGUUCAAAUCAGAGGACAAAAGGACUCUGAGCUGAAGAUAGAAAGGGUGACUAGUUAUUCAAAUGACCCUAAGGAUGAUUCCUCUGACAAUAAAUUAGAUAAUGAAGAAGAGGAUAAAGAGAUAAGCUGUGUUUCAUGGGCAUCUAAUGAUGGAUCUGUUGUUGUUGUUGGUUAUGUAGAUGGUGAUAUAAUGUUUUGGGAUUUGUCAAAUGCUGACUCUUCUUCAAAUCAUCAAUCCCAAAAGUUGUCUAAUAAUGUUGUCAAGCUUCAAUUAUCAUCGGCAGCUAGAAGACUUCCUAUUAUUUUUCUACAUUGGUGUGCCAAUAAAUCUUUUGGUAAUAAUGGAAGCCAACUUUUUGUGUAUGGUGGUGAUGAAAUUGGGUCUGAAGAAGUUCUGACAGUUUUGGGCCUUGAUUGGUCAUCUGGUUUAAAAAGUAUUAAGUGCACUGGUCGCAUUAAUAUUGCACUUAAUGGUUCCUUUGCUGAUAUGGUUUUGUUAUCUAGUGAUUACCAUGCAGCGGGAACUGGUAAUAUGAUAUUUGUGUUGACAAAUUCUGGACAGCUGGAUCUUUAUGACAACAAUUGUUUGUCGUCUUUAAUGUCUAAGCAAGAAAAGAAGACUUCUUCUCCUACACUGCAAUAUCCGAUGGUCAUACCCACUCUUGAACCCUACAUGACAACUGCAACGCUUGCUGUGAUAGAUCACGAUGUGAAGACAUUUAGGGACUUGUCUCAGGUUCUUGUAGCUGCAAAGCAGCAUUUAGUACAAAAUCAGACAAGUAUGGGCAUAAAGUGGCCUUUGACCGGUGGUGUUCCAGGUCAGCUUUUCAAAGAAGACGAUCAUAUCAUUCAAAUAUAUAUGGCAGGAUACCGAGAUGGAUCUGUUCGGAUAUGGGAUGCCACAUAUCCGGCUUUGUCAUUAGUUUACAACAUAAAAUGUGAGGUAAAUGAUGUUAACAGUGACAGUGCAAGUGCACCAGUGUCAGCAUUGAAUUUUUGCCCUGAUACUUUACACCUGGCUGUUGGUGAUGAAAGUGGUAUUGUCCGUCUAUAUGGUCUAAUACAGAGUUCAAGUGAAACAACCUUUCAUUUUGUGACUGAAAAGGGAACUGAAGUUCACAAUAAGCAUCAAGGAGAUGUACCUCAUUGCACAGUACUGUUUUCCCUUCAAACUUCUGUUGUAUGCACCCUACAGUUCGCAAACCAUGGAGGGAAGCUUGCUGUUGGAUAUGAAAAUGGCCAGGUUGCUAUGCUUGAUAUCAAUACAUCAUCGGUUUUGUUUCUUAUGAAAACUGAACCUGACUCACCUUCAGCAGUUAUUUCUCUGACUGCAAAAUUUUCAGACUCUUGUAGCGUAAACAUUCCACAGCAAUCUGUAUCUGAUAAUUCUGAUAGUUCUGAAAAGGGGCUACUCUUCAUUAUAACAAGGGAUGCAAACCUUGUUGUAGUAGAUACUUCAAAUGGAAAUAUGGUCUGCAGUAGGAGCAUGAGUGUAAAUGCAAAAUUGAAUGCAGUUUCAAUGUAUGUUACAGAUGGUUUUUCUGAAGUAUCAACUGAAACAGAGUCAUUAAAAUCACCUCAGAAGAGUGAUUCGGGAAUUCAGGACAAUGUUCUGUCCGAAGAUGCAAAAGUUGUAGAUGAAACAGCUACUACCGUAGAAACUUCAUACUUCGGGGAGAUAGUAUCCAACUCUCUCAUUUUAAUUUGUUAUGAGACUGAAUUGAGCUUACACACUUUAAAAUCUGUGAUUGAGCUUGAUAAAAUUAUUUUCAGCAGUGUUCUUGUUGUACUGUAUCAAACUGGAGGCAUUGAAGUAAGGUCCAUACCAACUUUGGAAGUGUUGGGAGAGAGUUCUUUAAUGUCAGUCCUAAGAUGGAAUUGGACAACUGACAUGGAAAAGACAAUAUGUUCUUCAAAUGGACAAAUAAUUCUGGUCAAUGGGAAUGAAAUUGCUUCAAUAUCACUGUUGACAUGGCAAAAUGAGUUCUGGAUUCCGGAGUCUUUUCCUUGUCUUCAUGAUAAAGUUCUCCAAGCUGCUGUUGAUGUUACUGUGAGCCAAUCUCCAAGCCAGAAUGAAAGACAGGGAACAACUUCUGUAUUUGCUAAUUUUGUCAAGAACUUCACGGGAAAAGCAGAUCCAAAUGCAAAUCAACCAGCUCAUCCUAAUAUUUUGGAGAAUCUAGAACAAUUAUUCUCAAAUCCUCCGUUCUUAAAGCCUUCAUCAGGCACAGUUGAUCCACUUGAUGAUUUGGAGCUUGACUUAGAUGAUAUUCACAUUGAUGAACCCAUAGUCCUUUCACCUAUACAGAAAAGCGAUGAUGACAAAAGAGAUAAAGGAAAAACAGCUGACAAACAGAAAACUGAUAUCGACAAGAAAGAUAAAGGAAAAGCAACGGACAGAGAGAAACUGUUUGAGGAUGUAGGCACUGAUUCAAAACCAAGAGCUAGAACAGCUGAUGAAGUUAAGGCCAAAUAUAGAAAGACAGAGGCAAAUGAUGCCGCUGCAGCAGCUUCGCUUGCAAAGCAAAAACUUCUAGAGCGGCAAGAAAAGCUUGCGCUGCUCAACGAACGUACUGAAGAGCUGGCAAAUGGGGCAGAAGAUUUUGCAUCCAUGGCCAAAGAACUCGCUAGAAGAAUGGAAAAUCGUAAAUGGUGGCAGUUAUAACCAAGUUACAUGAUUCAUUUUUCUCGUGGGCGUGUCCAACCGCCAACCUGCCUCACUUCUCUCCGAGGUAGCUCUUACUCUCUAGUCUGUUGCUUAGUUAGUAGUUACGCUUGUACAAAAACAUUUAUUAUUCUUACAUGUGUUAGAGUAAUUUGAUUA
Molecule: messenger RNA, 3816 nt
Organism: Arachis duranensis
Lineage: Eukaryota; Viridiplantae; Streptophyta; Magnoliopsida; Fabales; Fabaceae
Exons: 25
Coding region: 337-3657 (1106 amino acids)
Biological process (GO): regulation of exocytosis
Cellular component (GO): plasma membrane; cytoplasm
Molecular function (GO): GTPase activator activity; myosin II binding; syntaxin binding
Source: RefSeq, a predicted model, not a curated record